UUGUGGAGAGACGAGGAUUUUACCCAUCCAGUGAUGACAAGGUGCGUCUUGCCAAGAAUGUUGUCACCACGUUUCCAAAAUUGAGUGUCAAAAUCCAGGAACACAAUGAAGGAUAUGAACACUACUAUGAUCCAGCCUCUCACAGCGGUUUCAUUGAAAUGAAACUUCGAAACCUGAGAAGGGACAUGGAGGAAAGCCAGAAAAGAUAUCGCCGGAAGAACAAAACCUGUGGCACUGUAACUCUGACUUUGACCUCGUCUAUGGCAAACACAGACGAGGAUGUGAGUGAGUGGGUAACCCUGGCAAAGAGAAUGAAGCCCUCACCUGAAAACCUCUCAACAAUAAAGCGUGCUAUGGACCGGACCUACACUCACAGAAGAAUAUGGAUCACAACACAAUCUCCAUCAUUGGCUGAGAUAUUUAAUCAGUAUCCACGAUUCGUUGACAUUACACACCUGUUGGAUUUAGACUUCGAUAAACAGUUCGAGGGGAAGGCUGAUCUUUUCCUUCGCAAAUGGGAGACAAAUAUCAUCCCUAAGCUGAUGAAGGUUGCUGCAUUGGAGAUGUCUGAGGAUCUGGAAAAUCCUUCAACCACCGGGAACAACAGUGAUGACAUGCUUUGCUUCAAAGCACUUCAGGUGCUCACGCACCUUCUUCCACCAACGGCAUCAGGACGAGGGGCUGGAUGGAGUCGCUGCAGUGUUAAAUCAGCCAUUUCCUACCUCAUGGACUUUGUGCAACCUGGAACGAGCAUUUCAUCAUUGCUUGAUAAUCCUGAUCCAUCGAGGGGCCACCAGCCAAGCAUCGUGUGCAUUGGACACCCAAGUGGAGCUGCCCAGCAGUAUCUGAUCGUCGCCAAAAGUGACAAGAUUGCUGUGCCACUUGGAGAUGAAGGGCUGACCUGCGCAAUUGACAAGCUCUUCAAGAUGUAUUGGGUUUGCAAUCUUAAGUACCCUGUCCAACUGCAGUCUGUCUUCUCCUUCCUGGAGCAUAUUUAUGAAUUACCAAUUUCUGUAAACAAAAGAUCUAAAGUUAUUGAGCUUAUCUCCAAGCUCCAGGCUAUAUCAUAAAUAAGCCAUGUAUGUGUGCCCAAGGUGCAAGCGCGUCAUUGGAGGAGAAGCCAGGAAGCUUAUCCGGCAUCUUAGAACCUUUCAUGCUUUAUCAGAUUCCCAAGACUUUCAAAUUGUAUGUUGCCAGAACAACUGCCAAAGAACAUAUCACAAUCUAAACUCCUAUAGAAAACACCUUAAGAAAGACCAUUCAAAAGUUAUAUCAAAUGAACAAAUUGAUUAUGUCCCAGGACACUUGGAAUGUUGUAAUAUGUUGAAUGAUGAUGAAAUUGAUAAUGAACCAAUUCCAGAAGAAGCCACAGUAGAUCUCAGAACAGCGGAUUCAGCAACUCUUAAUGAUUGCGCAUCUGCAUUUGUAGCCCAAAUGUAUUCCUCACCUAACACAACUCUCACUGAUGUGCAGAGGAGUGUUACAUGUGCCAAAGAAGUCCUAGACCGAACUAUAGACAUUGUUGAAGAGAAAAUGCUCUCCUUUAUAGAUGCCCAUUCUUUACCUCAUGAUGACGAUGCUUUUAAAACUUUGAUGCAAGAAUUGGAAAAUGGGAGGAAAAUGUUUGAAGAUGUUGACACUCCCUAUAAAAUGACCAAAUACUUCUCUGAUAAAAAGUGUCUUGUGAAACCAACAGACAUAUUCUUAGGGCAUAGGGCAGAUACUGCCAGAAAUGGACAAAUGACACAGGUGCUGAUGUCAGACACAUGUCAGUACAUUCCUAUUAUUGACACCAUCAGAUUUCUUUUUGGCAAAAUGCACAAAAUGGGAGCUGUGUAUUUUUCCUUGAGGAACUUGCCUGCAGAGUACAACUCAUCUCUGGCAAACAUUCAUUUGUGUCUCCUUUUUAACUCUAUAGACAAAGAAACCUAUGUGUAACUGCCUCUGUGUCAGUCAGCGCGGUAUUUCUGAGUUAUUUAUUUUGGUAGGAACCAAAGUUCUCUAAGGCGGAACCUUUGUUUUUGUAUCGCCCGUUUCCGUCAGGACAUACUUUAGCGUAACACUCAUCAAAAAAAGUCCGCUGAUUUAGUACAUGUUUUUCAGUGCUGAUGCAUCUGCAAAAUAGCUCUUAGCAUCAAGAUAAACAAUCCUACAGAGUAAUGCCAAGCUACACAACUUUCCUCUUGCAAUGCAGCUACUAAGGUAUGUUUUGCUGACGUUUUUUGUGUGUGUUUUCUGUUCUUGUUUGUAUAGGGUUGCCAACUAUCAGAAAUUAAAAUAAGGGACGCUCACCACGGGCCCGACUCCUGUGGGGCGGGGCACCCGCAGCAGUGGUAUGUUUUAUUUUGUGCUGGUGUUUUUAGUAAAGGGUUGAUCAAGAAAGGAAUUAGUCAUACUUAAAGCUUGAAAUGCUUUAUUAUCACAUAACAUUCUCUUAUAAAGUGCAGUCAAUUAAAUCUUGAAUGAAAUCUCUUUGUGUGGCUUGUGCAGCAAUGAACUUUUAAAAUAUAAACUAAAUAAACGGAGAACUUCAUGUUACUUUUUAAGUGCAUAACUAUAGGGACUCUCUUUGAACAUUUUUACAAAAAAAAAACAGUACAAAUAAACAACAAAAACACUUACAAACUUAUGUAAAAAAAGAAAGUGCAAAACAUUACUCCUCCCCUCAAAACUGUUACUUCUUUUUCCAGGUGUACUUCUUGUUACUCCUUGCAGCACUGAGUAACUCUUUGUCUUUCAAAGCGCUGUUGUAAAACUCUGAACAGGACUGCUCAAAGUUGAGAGUGAUCAGCAGCUCACUUCUCAUGAGCUCUGUGGAGCACCUAUUCCUGCAGUCACUCCAUUUGUUGGCCAUUCUGGAGAAGAUCCUUUCCACACAUCCAGUGGAUGCUGGGAUGCUCAGGAUGUGUCUGGUGAUAGACAGCAUGUUUGGCAGGUCAGCUACUCGAAAGAGAGCCACCAACCUGGCAGCCACACCUUUGGACUUCCAUUCAUCUUCAGCAUCUUCUUUGAGCUUCUUCAGAAUGGGUUUUGCUGUGGAGCAUUCAUCAUAAAGUUCAUCCAUGUUGACUUUAUGGAUGACGUUGAGCUUGGUGGUCACCCUCUCAAUGUCAGUAAAGGUCAUGGUGCCAUGGUGCAGAGAGAGAGGUUGCAGUGAGAACAACCAGUAGUCUUCCGAAAAGUUGAACCAUUUCUCAACAUAUGAGAGUGCUGUGUUGAGGAAUACAGUAAAAUCUGCCCUUGCCAUGUCAGCAUCAAGUGGACGGAGACGCUGCAGCUUCAAUUUAGUUAAGUAGCCAUAGAACUGUUAAUCUCGUCUCUGUGUGAGCUUUUGCUUGAAGUUUUCCAUGAUGGAAUAUAACUCAACACAGGUGGUUUCAUCACUCUCCAGCUUCUUUACAACUUCCUCAAAGAGAGAGAGGAUAUUAUUGCAGAAAAGAAGGUAAACCUCCACAAUGUCUCCAUCUUCCUCAGUUGAGUCCUCACUGAAAUUGAACAAUGCUCGAAGUUGUUUGGGACACUCCUCCCCCCAGGCUGAUGAAGUACGAUUUCAGUGCAAUCCAGGUUUGCAUUAGCCGGGUGAUGGCUGGAUCAAGGGAGAGCCACCUGGUUGUGACAUGUCGCAGAAUUUCCUGGAACGCAACAUCACAAAACCUACAAAACUCUUUGAGUGAUUCUCUUCGUUUGGCAGAUGUGGAAAAGAAGGCAUAGACCUUCAGCACAACAUUUUCCACAUCUACAGUGAGCUGGUCAAGAGCAUGCUUCACUGUGUUGUGCACAAUAUGGGCAUGGCAGUUUCCUUGCAGCAGAUCUUUUUAUUACUUCUUCCAGUUGGUGAAGACAGAGUCUUGAAUUCCAUAAUUCACAUUUGUGUUGUCUGCAGUGCACUAAAUGCUGUCACAUGAUCCAACGAUAAGCCAAAUUUGUCAAGCGACUGCUCAAUGAGAGCUACAAUCCCAGCAGCGGACUCAUCUGCAUUUUCAAUGAAAUCCAGCAUUUUGUUGGUGACCCCGCAUUCUGGACUGAAGUAUUGAACAGCAAGGGGGAACAUCUUCCUGUUGCCUUUAUUUGAUGCAUCUGUCUGAAUGGAAAAUGGGAGGGGUUUAUCUGAUGUUAGGGCCUUGAGAACAUCAGCCACUGCCUUUGGAGCAAGGACAUCUUUAAUCACUGCCUCUGCCUUUGUUCUCCCUAUACAUUUUUUUUUACAAUUUUUGAAUCCAGGAGAACCUUUUGAUUCAGUUUAUGUGCACAGUCAACACUGUUGUAGCUGAGGUUGUGUCUGACUGUGUGGUACACCUGUGUCACCUCAGCUGCGGUAAUAUAGAGAGGAAGAGUGGGAUGACAUAUUGUUGAUUAAAUUGAACAUUUGUCUGCUCCCUGUCUUAUGACUUGAAAAGAAGUCAGGUCAUCCAAACAGUUAAACCACACUAAUAAUAUAAUUGAUGUAAUGAUCACUGAACACUGCAUUCCUCAAAAAUAUAAAAAUUGUGACACAGAAUACACAGAAAGCUCUACAAACAUUUUUAAUCUAGGAAAUGUAUGUAUAUUAAAGAAUAAAGGUUUUCUUUUAACAAAUGUAUUUUUUUAUUUAUUAACUGUUAAUCCAUUAGUAUGAUUUGUUCUUUAAAUGGCCAUAUAUAAUAUUUAUAUACUUCUGUAUAUUAAAUAAAUGGUCGUUCAUUCGACUUUUAAAACUCAACAUCCUAAACAAUCAAUCAAACCACAACAGUUUACUAAAAUAGGCUCUGCCCAUGCACUGCGAUGUUCUGGCAAAAGCACAACCAGAUAGGAAAUCAAUCACAACAUAAUGUCCCAUACCGUAUCAACCUCAGGAGAUGAUUGGGGUAUGAAGAACUGUGACACUGACGCUUGGGUCUUCUGUGAUCUUUCGUGUCUGCAGUGUUGCUCUCCUGUUGCAUGCUGUCUGAUGUCAGACAGCCCACCGUGCGCCACUGAAAACACUCGUCGACAUAUUUUACAACUUGCCUUGUAAACAUCUCCAUUGACGCUGUCCAGCCAAGGAUGUGCGUCUUCCCACUCACGUCCGUACUUCUGCAAGCGUUUACGCUUUUGAGGACGUGGUGGAGUACCGGGUGUAGCGGGCAUUUUUAAAAGGCGCGGGUUUUGUGAGCAGCGCCGGUGUGUGGUGUCUGUCGCUAGGCAACCGCGACCACCACACGCAUGCGCAGACACACAGAUGACCGGAGCGGGUCUUGCGUAGAUCCCGCCGCGACAAUUUUGCUGACCGUAGUAUUCCCUGUGUUUUGUUUUGAUCAUUAUUGUUAGAUUUAGUAUUUGUGUGUGUGACAGACAUGUGUAUUGGACAUUUAUGGAAAUACGGAACAAAUUGCGUCCCGUAUUGGUUCAAUACGGGACGCAACAUUUAAUUGCCAAAUAAGGGACGAUUCCGUAUUUUACGGGACGGUUGGCAACCCUAGUGCACACUAACACAUUGAAAAGUAGCUAACAAUUAGCAUCAAGCUAGCAGACAUUAGCAUGUCCAAUUUAUACAUAAGCCACACUCCAGCUGUCCUACAUCAUGACGCAAUAUUGAUCCCCUUUAUAUGAGGAUGCAUAUUAUAUACUGAACUUGGAAGCCAAGUCAUACACCUUGAAAACAAGUAGGCCUAAAGAUAGCAAAAUAUGCGUGGCCAUUUUAUCAGUUUGACUACCAAAUGAAAUAGGCCUAAAAAAUGAUCCCGGUUUAAAAUACACAGGGGGCCGGAGGCGAAAUAUAGCCUUAAUAUAAGAAACUAAAUGUUAAAAGAAAUACAAAAGUUGACUUACUUACCGAAUCACAAGAGGAUGCAGGUUUCAAACAGACUCCUUGCACCGUUGAGACGAGACUGUGCAGUGUGUACCACGUCGGCUUUAUAGGCUAUGGUGGGGGAGGGUCAAUUUACCAGAAAUUUACACCUGAAGUGUCACUUCCAGGUUUGGAGUUAAGUGUUCAAUUAUUCAGAGUUAAUUUUACUACAAUGACACUUACAGAUUUGAU
Molecule: messenger RNA, 5998 nt
Organism: Gadus chalcogrammus (walleye pollock)
Lineage: Eukaryota; Metazoa; Chordata; Actinopteri; Gadiformes; Gadidae
Exons: 6
Coding region: 159-1070 (303 amino acids)
Source: RefSeq, a predicted model, not a curated record